Messenger RNA from Centruroides sculpturatus (bark scorpion), 2022 nucleotides. RefSeq names its product solute carrier organic anion transporter family member 4C1-like. The annotation marks the transcript as partial. The record is from RefSeq and is a predicted model, not a curated record. The transcript has 10 exons. Lineage: Eukaryota; Metazoa; Arthropoda; Arachnida; Scorpiones; Buthidae. Gene Ontology annotation, molecular function: protein binding. Gene Ontology annotation, cellular component: membrane. Gene Ontology annotation, biological process: transmembrane transport; sodium-independent organic anion transport.
CAAAAGGGAACUACAUUCGGAACAGGAAGAUUGUUUUAUUCUAAAAUGUCUUAUUAGAUUGGUAGAUAACAUAUGGAGGGAAAUUACGAUAUAUUGUCGAAUGCGAACAUGAAUAAACAUGAAAGGUACGCUAACGUAUUCACAGUAAGAGAAGACGAGAAUGUAACAAAAUGCGGAUUUGGAAACUGGAAGCCUGACUGGUUGCAACGUUUUGCUAAUCCAAAAACAUUUUUAGCGAUAUUCUGUAUAGUAGGAAUAUGCCAGGCUGCGUAUUUUGCAUACGUAGCAGGGAUACUGUCUACAAUCGAAAAGAGAUACGCAUUCGAAAGCAAAAUAACUGGUGUAAUAUUAAUCGCAGAUAACAUAAGUCCUCUCAUUACCAGCAUCAUAAUAGGAUAUUACGGUGGAAAUGCCAAUAGACCCAGAUGGAUUGCUGCUGGUAUGUUUAUUGUAACAAUUAGUUAUUUUAUAUCGUCUUUUCCUUAUUUUAUCUACGGAACCUCGAGUCAAUUUAGUGAUGCCGAUUUAAUGCAGCAUGUAAAUUCUACGGGGAAAGAAUUCUGCGACAACCGUCCUAAAACUAAUGAAUGUCAAGAAAAAUCGAUAACUUUACCUGCUGUUAUAUGUUUUAUACUAGGAAGUUUUCUUAAGGGAUUUGGUUCGACAGCAUUUUAUACAAUUGGAACACCUUAUCUUGAUGAUAAUGUAAAGAAAAAAAAUUCACCUCUGUAUCUGGGAAUUCUUGCUGCACUUAGGCUGAUAGGAUUAGUAGUUGGUUAUAUACUAUCGUCUAUCUGUUUAAAAUAUUAUGAAAAUCCUUUAGUGGAUCCUGGUUUUGACAGAAAUGAUCCCAGAUGGAUAGGAGCUUGGUGGAUAGGAUUUCUUGUUUUAGGUGUACUUUUAUUAUUUUUUACGUUUUUAUUACUUUUAUUUCCACGCGAAAUGAAAAAAAGCAAUCAAGAAAAUAUAAAACUAACUACCAGCAUCACAUCCGUUAAAGACUUUUCGCAAGCUUUGAAUCGUCUCGUAAAAAAUCCAUUUUUAAUAUGCCACAUUUUAGCAGCAAGUUGCAGAUAUAACAGUAUGUUAGGUUACUAUAUAACAGUGCCAAGAUACGUGGAAACUCAAUAUGGGAAAGCUGCUUCCGAAGCUAAUUUAUUCAGCGGACCCAUUGGAAUUGUUGCAACGCAGAUUGGAAUUAUUAUUGGGGCUAUAGCCAUUCAUAAAUUUAGACCAAGAGCUAAAUAUCUCGCUUGUUAUUUACUUGCUGUCGAAUUUUUCAGCUUUAUUACAUUUCUAGUCGCAAUGCUUCUAGGUUGUCCUGGUCUGACAAUGCCUGAUACAACUUUUUUAAAUAACAAACUAGAACUUCAGAAUACGUGUAAUGCAGGCUGUCAAUGUACAACGAGUGUUUUUGAACCUGUAUGUGCCACUGACGACAAAUCUGUAUAUUUCUCUCCAUGUUUCGCUGGUUGCACUUCAUUUAAUGGAACAGUUUUUACGGGUUGUAAAUGUAUCAAGGAUGGAUUAGAACAAAUUGCAAGAAAGGGAUAUUGUUCUAAUAAAUGUAACAUGAUUACUCCAUUUAUUUCUGUGUUUGCUACUGGUAAAUUAGUUUCAUCGACAUCAGCCGUCGUACAAAUAUUGCUGUUAUUCAGAUGCGUCGCUAAACGGGAUAAGUCAUUAGUAAUGGGUGUUAUGGAGACCAUACUAAGCGUAAUUAGUUUUAUUCCAUAUCCACUUAUAUAUGGAGCAAUUGCCGAUUCCGCUUGUAUUGUCUGGGAGGAAAGUUGUGGUAAAACAGGAAAUUGUUGGUUGUAUCAUCCCGAUAAAUUUCGUUAUCAUCUUCACGCUACUACUUCCGUUUUCAUAUUUUUUGGUGUUAUUUUCGAUUUUGGAAUGGUCUUGCUUAGCAACAGAAUAAAAAAUGUCUAUGAAGAAGAAAGAGAAGAAGAAGAAAUUACACGAAAUAAUGUGAAUAUAUUUGAUAAUAUGCUACCUCCACUUAAUGAUGAAAAGAAA